AUGCUCUUCGCUCUUCCCGCGGCUCCAGCCGUUCUUACAUCCCAAUAUGUACUCAAGGUCCGCAAGAACCCGAGCGGUCGCAAGGCGCGCGUAUACCGAUUACCGGUAGCAAUGAACUCAAUCAUUGCCGUUCCCGUGCUCAUUCCGAGCCUGCGAUUGACGUGCGGGUUUAGCUUCAGCAAUACGUAUAGAUAUGGACUGCCUGCGCUCUUCCAGCUGGUGCGCGACAAUGACGCGGGAAUGGCGUACUAG
Molecule: messenger RNA, 252 nt
Organism: Peniophora sp. CBMAI 1063
Lineage: Eukaryota; Fungi; Basidiomycota; Agaricomycetes; Russulales; Peniophoraceae
Source: the annotation of a GenBank genome assembly